CACUGCUGGAACCUUCGAGAAAUUCCAAUACCUCCACCACAUCUAGAAGAUUUAUGUAUGGAAGGGUGCAAUUCCUUGGAUUCACAAUCAAGAAGAAGAUUAUUGAGUCAGUUUGGAGAAAUGUUUGGGCUUCCACAAAAUAUGGUAUGUUCAAGGGGAUCAUUGCAUCAGGACUCUGUUUCUGAAAAGUGCUGCGAUACAUCUAAAAUGUGUUCUACACUUGAACUUGGGGAUGAUGGAUUUCAAUUUAACCUUAUCCUUCCAGGAACUAAGAUUCCAAAGUGGUUCAACCAUCAAAGUGUUGGAAGCUCCAUAUCAUUCUCAGUUGGUUCGAAAUCUCUAGCAUUUGCUUUCUGUGUUGCUUUAAAAAUAGAACUGAAGGAUAUUGUGGCAAGUCGAUUUGAAAGGUUUCUUUGUUCUGUCUACAUUUUCUUCAAAGGUUAUAAAAAAAAGUUAUUUUCAUGUGAAUUUUUGUUAGAUUCAUCAUCUUUUAUGUGGUUUCACUAUAGAAGCAAUAGCUCAUUUGAUGGCAUAGUUUUAGAGGAUUGCAACAAUGUUAAGUUUCUAUUUGAGGUUUCAGAUUAUGAUCCAAAAAUGGCAAAAUUUACAAUAGAAAGGUGUGGGGCCCAUGUAGCAUGCAUCUGUCCUUCUCGGAAUCCUGCUGUAGAUAAGAUGGCCUGCAUAAGAGUUCAUGAAAGUUUAAGAGUGUCCUUUGAUGAAAACUUAAAAAUGUUUUUAUGUAGAGUAGUUGCUCAAAACCUCGUUAGAUUCUCAAAAACCUAUUGCCCUCUCUGUGAAAUAGCUGAAGAUUCCCUUUUACAUCUAUUUCAAUGUUGUCCCUAUGCCAAAGGAGUGUGGUAUGGUGGUAGAUGGGAUUUUCGAGUUGAAAUGAUCCGAGCUCAAACUAUAAUGGAAUUUGUUGAACAUAUAAUUGACCCCCCAAGUGAGUUAAUCGCAGAAAGAAUCACCAAAGAUGAGUUCACACUAUAUGCAGUAGUGACAAUGAAAAUCCUUUGGAUGGCACGAGAGGAAGCUUUGGUUUCAAACACUAAACCCACCAUAAACCAAUUAGUCCAUCGUCUGAACAAACAGUAUGACUUUUACUUGAGACCACUCACCAAAGAGCAAAACAGGGGAAGUGCUUGGACCAAACCGCUUGAUCAAUUGGUAAAGCUUAAUUUUGAUGCAUCAUGUGAUCAAAAUAGUGUAGGCUUGGCUGUGGUUCUCAAAGAUCAAGACGGGAAUGGGAGAGCUAUCGGACGUGGCAUAAACAGCAACAGCAAGAUGGGAUUGGCAUUGGCCAAAGUGGAGCGCAAAUUGUGGUAGAGGGUACAAAGGUAAGCAUUCCUUGUAUUUGAUAAAAUGU
Messenger RNA from Quercus lobata, 1366 nucleotides. RefSeq lists its product as uncharacterized. NCBI's taxonomy places the organism in Eukaryota, Viridiplantae, Streptophyta, Magnoliopsida, Fagales, Fagaceae. Bases 58 to 1326 code for a protein of 422 amino acids. The record is from RefSeq and is a predicted model, not a curated record. The transcript is spliced from 2 exons.